Messenger RNA from Aureobasidium musti, 1545 nucleotides. The record is from the annotation of a GenBank genome assembly. NCBI's taxonomy places the organism in Eukaryota, Fungi, Ascomycota, Dothideomycetes, Dothideales, Saccotheciaceae.
AUGUCGAGCAGGCCCUUCCCGCAGCUGCAAGCCGCUGCUAUUGAUGGCAGAACCCGAACCGUCUUCUACCGUCAAACCCAAUUAGAGAAGUUGCACAAGAGCCUCGUCUCGAAUGCAUCCGAGAUCGUAGAUGCUAUUGUCGCAGACUCUGGCCUCAGCCGGGUGGAAGCGCAAAUCGAGUACUCGCUUGCUUUAACGACGGUCAGAGAGCGCUUUGCAGAGCUUGAACCGAAGAAAGAACUCGAGAACGAAUAUGCUGUUGCCCGCGGAGAGGAUGCUGGUAGUCUGCGCCUCGGAUAUGGCACUGUAUAUAUCAAGGCUUCAGCGGACCACACCCCAUUCUACUCAGCAGUUGCACCUUUGAGCGCAGCGAUUGCCGCAGGCAACUGUGUGGUUUUGCAGAUUGAGAACAGCCUCCGCAGCCUCCCAACCAUUCUCCGCAAUACGCUCAAGUCUGCGCUAGACAACGAUACAUUUGAUGUUGCACAACAACCCGUACAGGAUGCUUCUUUCUUGAACAGCUGCCUGCAAGUGGUCCAGGAUGGAUCCGUCGACGGUGCUCCUGCGCUGAACCAGCUUGUCUCGAGGGCCACCUCAAUCACAGCAGCGAUCGUAGACAGAACAGCAAACUUUGAUGAAACCGCGAAAGCUCUUGUGAACGCUCGCUUCUCAUACAACGGCAAAUCGCCAUACGCGCCGGAUAUCAUCUUUGUCAACGAGUUCUCCAAGAAAGACUUUUUGCAAGCACUUCUUAGACACUCCGUAUCCUUUGACGAAGUAGUAGAAAGGGAGAAGUCGCCGACUCGCAGGGGUGGUCGCGAAAAUGGUAUUAAAGACUUGAUCUCUGGUCUGCAGAAAGACGGAAGUGGACGUGUCAUCGCACAAGAGUCGAACCGAGCGAUCCUAGAUCUAACCAAAAGGAGUACGAGCCUACUCAAGACCAAGAUUAGCGAGCCUGUGCUGCUAGUACAUGGCGUCAAGAGUCUCGACGAUGCCAUCGAUUUCAUCAACAACAAUGGCAGCGAGCUGCUUGCCGCAUACCACUUUGGCGAGAAUGCCCAAUGCAAAUACCUCAGCCAGUUUGUCGCUUCGCAAGUGUCAUACGUCAAUCACAUCCCAGCAGAGCUUCUUGGUCAGUACAACCUCCCUGCACCUACCAAAAACGCAACUCGGACUAACGUUCAUCUCAGUCGGUCCUGCCUUCCCAGUCGGCCACCCGAUAACCUCAGUACGCUAUCCGACGGCCCUCUUUACCCGCCCGACGCCUGCCUUNNCGUCAACAACACCACGCAAUCGAAGACGGUAGAGUCUGCACUGAAUGGCGCUUCAAAGUCUGAAAAGUCGGCCGCGGUACAAACAUUGUACCAACAAGCACUCUCAGCUCUGCCAUCUGCACACAAGCGACCGAAGCAGACGCGUGCAGCCUUCGGUUUCUUCGAACAGUCGAUGCUGUUGAACCUCGGCUUCGUGCUGCUGUCGACUGGCGCUUCUAUCGCUGCGACUGUGAUUCUUGGAAAGCGCGCAAGAGCUUAUUACUCUCACUGA